Diabrotica balteata is the source of this 2868-nucleotide messenger RNA. The record is from the annotation of a GenBank genome assembly. Lineage: Eukaryota; Metazoa; Arthropoda; Insecta; Coleoptera; Chrysomelidae.
AUGUUGCUUAAAGUUGUAAUUUACGGUUUGAUUUGUUGUUGCUUUUUAACUUUUUUGAAAGCAAAUCCAAGAGAUUGGCCCAAUCCAACGGUUUUUAACAUCGGAGGAGUUCUUAGCAGCAAUGAGAGUGAAAAAUAUUUUCAGGAAACUAUUGCGCAUUUAAACUUUGAUUCGCAGUAUGUUCCAAAAGGCGUAACCUACUACCACACAGCUAUAUUAAUGGAUCCAAACCCUAUCCGCACUGCCCUGAAUGUGUGCAAAUACUUGAUAUCUAGAAAGGUAUAUGCCGUCGUUGUUUCUCAUCCGUUAAUAGGCGAUCUAUCCCCAGCUGCAGUGUCAUAUACAAGUGGAUUCUACCAUAUACCGGUUAUCGGCAUAUCGUCUAGAGAUUCAGCAUUUUCUGAUAAGAAUAUACAUGUGUCAUUUUUAAGAACCGUUCCUCCAUACUCCCAUCAAGCUGAUGUAUGGGUAGAAAUGUUAAAGCAUUUCAAAUACAAAAAGGUAAUAUUUAUUCAUAGUUCUGAUACAGAUGGAAGAGCUUUGUUAGGACGCUUCCAGACUACUUCCCAAAGUUUAGAAGAUGAUGUGGAUAUUAAAGUCCAGGUGGAGUCCGUAAUUGAAUUUGAAUCAGGAUUGGAUAGUUUUCGAGAUCAAUUAUUGGAGUUAAAAAACGCUCAAUCCAGAGUAUAUUUAAUGUAUGCCAGCAAAAAUGACGCGAAAGUUAUAUUCAGAGAUGCCUCAGCAUUCAACAUGACAGAUGCGGGAUUUGCUUGGAUUGUAACCGAACAAGCUUUAGAAGCUGAUAAUAUUCCUGAAGGAAUAUUAGGGUUAAAACUUGUCAACGCCACCAACGAGAAAGCUCAUAUCAGAGACAGCAUAUACGUUUUAGCUUCAGCUUUGAGAGAUAUGAAUCAAACGAAAGAAAUCACCGAAGCCCCUGAAGAUUGCGACAAUUCGGGAUCUAUUUGGGAUACAGGGCGAGAUCUAUUUAAUUUCAUUCGGAAACAAGUACUAAUCAAUGGUGAAACGGGCAAAGUUGCUUUUGAUGAUCAAGGUGAUCGAAUUAACGCUGAAUAUAAUAUUGUGAAUAUACAGAGAAAGAAGAAGAAAGUGGUUGUUGGAAAAUAUUUUUUCAAUAAGGAAUUAAAUAAAAUGAAUUUAAAAGUGGACGAGAAUAGCAUCAUAUGGCCUGGUAGACAAACAGAGAAACCGGAAGGUAUUGAAAUUCCCACUCAUCUGAAAGUGCUAACUAUAGAAGAAAAACCAUUUGUAUAUGUAAGGAAACUGACUGAACUGCAAGAAAGUUGCAACCCUGAUGAGAUCGAAUGUCCACAUUUUAAUUCAACAAUAGAAGAAAUUUCAACUGUCUACUGCUGCAGAGGCUACUGCAUAGAUCUACUCAAAGAAUUGUCCAAAAAGAUCAACUUCACAUACAGUUUAGCUUUAUCUCCAGAUGGUCAGUUUGGUAACUAUCUGAUUCGUAAUGUGUCAGGCAGUGGUAAGAAAGAGUGGACUGGCUUAAUAGGAGAACUGGUAGCAGAUCGAGCAGCCAUGAUCGUAGCACCCUUAACAAUAAAUCCGGAAAGAGCUGAGUUUAUUGAAUUCAGUAAACCGUUUAAGUAUCAAGGAAUAACAAUUUUAGAAAAGAAGCCAUCAAGAUCGUCCACACUUGUGUCUUUCUUACAACCUUUCAGUAACACUUUAUGGAUACUGGUGAUGGUUUCAGUACACGUGGUCGCUUUGGUACUUUAUCUACUGGAUAGAUUUUCUCCUUUUGGCAGAUUUAAAUUAGCAAAUACUGAUGGAACCGAAGAAGAUGCUUUAAAUCUCUCCAGUGCCAUCUGGUUCGCUUGGGGAGUACUUCUUAACAGUGGUAUAGGAGAAGGAACCCCAAGAAGCUUUUCAGCUAGAGUUUUGGGAAUGGUAUGGGCAGGAUUUGCCAUGAUUAUUGUCGCCUCAUACACAGCCAACUUGGCUGCUUUCCUUGUGUUAGAAAGACCGAAAACUAAACUUACUGGUAUUAACGAUGCUAGGUUGAGGAAUACAAUGGAGAAUCUGACUUGUGCUACAGUAAAAGGAUCAUCUGUAGAUAUGUACUUUAGAAGACAAGUUGAAUUGUCUAAUAUGUACAGGACUAUGGAAGCCAACAACUAUGAUACUGCUGAAAUUGCAAUACAGGAUGUCAAAGAGGGGAAACUUAUGGCAUUUAUAUGGGACAGUUCCCGUUUGGAAUUUGAAGCUGCACAAGAUUGUGAGUUAGUUACUGCUGGUGAACUUUUUGGUCGCUCAGGAUAUGGAAUCGGAUUACAAAAAGGCUCUCCUUGGUCAGACGAUGUAACUUUAGCUAUACUAGAUUUCCAUGAAAGUGGAUUUAUGGAAAGUCUGGAUAAUAAAUGGAUUCUUCAAGGCAAUUUUCAACAAUGCGAACAGUUUGAAAAAACUCCAAAUACGCUAGGUCUGAAAAAUAUGGCUGGAGUUUUUAUUUUAGUAGGAGCUGGCAUAGUUGGAGGCAUCGGAUUGAUUGUUAUAGAAAUGGCAUACAAAAAGCAUCAAAUUAAGAAACAAAAACGUAUGGAAUUGGCAAGACAUGCUGCUGACAAAUGGAGAGGAGCAGUUGAAAAACGAAAAACGCUUCGUGCUUCUUCUACCGCCCAGAGAAGAAUAAAAUCUAACGGAGUUAAUGAAGCUGUAACAAUUUCUCACGUAUUUGAUAAAUUCCAACGAAUAGGGCACUUGUAUGGUUCUGAACGGACGUGGCCUGGAGAUUCUGAUGUCAGACAAAGAAGAAUGGACGAUGUUGGGGGAGUUCAGCCCGUUCCACGCUAUUUACCAUCCUACACGCAAGAUGUAUCUCACUUAAUAGUUUAG